UUGGAUUAAUACCGGUAAAAGAGGUUUUGGUUAGGGGCGACGGUCCGCAGAGGAAGAUUGGAAAACCCUAAUUAAACAACAUCGCCGCACUUCCACACACUCGCAGUAGGCAGUUGAGUUUAGUCCUCGGAAGAGAAGGAGACAGAGUGUAAAGAUGAGCCGAGCAGCAGUAGCAGCAGCGAAAGGCGGGAAGAAGAAGGGGGCAACGUUCGUAAUUGACUGUUCGAAGCCAGUGGAUGACAAGAUUAUGGAGAUUGCUUCUCUUGACAAGUUCCUUCAGGAGAGAAUUAAGGUUGGUGGCAAAGCUGGUGCACUUGGGGAUUCCGUUACCGUUACCCGUGACAAGAACAAGAUCACCGUCACUUCUAAUUCUGCUUUUUCCAAGAGGUAUCUCAAGUACCUUGUCAAAAAGUACUUGAAGAAAAAUAACGUCAGGGAUUGGCUUAGGGUGAUUGCUGCCAACAAGGACAGGAAUGUUUACGAAUUACGAUACUUCAACAUUGCUGAGACUGAGGCGGAUGAAGAAGAUUAAACAUGGCCAUUCGAUGUCGCUUUAUCUUCUUCUUUAGUCGACCAAAUUUAGAACCAUUUUAUCUGUUAAGACAUGCGUCUUAUCUGCACAUGUCUAGACUGUCACA
This is a messenger RNA of Nicotiana tabacum (common tobacco), 638 nucleotides long. Its product is annotated as large ribosomal subunit protein eL22y. Gene Ontology annotation, biological process: cytoplasmic translation. The record is from RefSeq and is a predicted model, not a curated record. Gene Ontology annotation, cellular component: ribosome. Gene Ontology annotation, molecular function: structural constituent of ribosome; RNA binding. Lineage: Eukaryota; Viridiplantae; Streptophyta; Magnoliopsida; Solanales; Solanaceae.